AUGACGACUACAGCCGCACAAGACGAAUUCAACGACCUAAUCCGCAGAAACGAAGAUCUCGGCGACCGCAACCCCCAUCCCGAAGACAUUGACAACGACUCGGACAUCUCGGACCCUGAAUCCCCCGGUGCUGCAGCCGAUUACCUUGAGAAAGUCGAUACAGACGACGAACUCGAUAUCCCAGCCGAUAUGAGGGCAAACUACUACAUGCCGAACAUGCGUUCGGAAGCCAACACCGGGCCCAAGGGUGUCAUCGCUGAUGCCCAGGCUUUUGAGCAGGCGAAGAAACAGGCGAGGAGGUUUACGUGGAAGUCGAAGAGUACGGCACAGGCGCCGGCGCAAUACAAUGUCAGUGCGUAUCGGGAUGAGAAGAACACGUCGUCUGGCAGUGAUGACGAGAUGGAUGAGGGCUUCAUGCGGCAAUGGCGGGAGGCGAGGUUGAGGGAGCUACAGAAUGUGGGCGAGAGGAUACGGUCGAGGACGAACAGUCCUUCGAGGAGGAUCUAUGGCGGGAUGCCGCUUGUAGAUGGCGAGGGGUAUUUGGAUGCUGUUGAUAAGACGGCGAGUGGGACUGUUGUUGUGGUGUUUAUUUACAACAGUGACCCAAGGGCCCUCGUAUCACAAACGUUUGAGAGCGUCAUGCACGAUGUAGCGAAACGCAACGAUACAGUCCGCUUCGUCAAGAUGUACAACGACGACGCUGAGAUUGAGGACACGGGUGUACCUGCUGUUCUCGCAUACAAAGGCGGCGAGAAGUUUGCGGAUAUAAUACCGCUCGUUGACGCGCUACCCGAUGAUUCGGAGCUCAGCGCUGUUAGCCUUGAGACACUCUUCAGACAACACCGUAUUCUCUGA
Messenger RNA from Alternaria atra, 855 nucleotides. RefSeq lists its product as uncharacterized. Gene Ontology annotation, biological process: regulation of G protein-coupled receptor signaling pathway. Bases 1 to 855 code for a protein of 284 amino acids. Lineage: Eukaryota; Fungi; Ascomycota; Dothideomycetes; Pleosporales; Pleosporaceae. The record is from RefSeq and is a predicted model, not a curated record. The transcript has 3 exons.